GUGUUAUUGUCAAAUGACUGGUCCCUGAAACAGUCUUAUCAAUGCAUGUUAACACUGGUGAAUGUUGACAAGCUCACUGUUGAACACCGACACUAUCAUCAUGUGAUGGAUAUGUUAUCUUGCCUUCACCAGCACCUACAUGGUACUUCGAUAACGGAGGACGCUAAUAUUACAGCUCCACAUCCAGGACAGUGUAUAUAUCUGUGAGCGGCUACGAUGGCAGUGUUGCUGUUGCUGAUGGUGACGCUGAUGUCACAUGUCCUGCCUUCGUAUCAACUCGGUGGAGGAUGCAUCGCUGAACAACUUCACUCCAGAGAUGAAAUUGAACGGACCUACCAACUCCAGUUUCCAGUGAGCGUCUCCCCGAGUGUACAAGCUGUACACCUCGCUCUCAAAGGUACAACAGCCAUGCGUGUCACGUGGUUAAACCCAACCACUUGGUCGUCGGAUGCGGAAUACACACCCGUAUGUAUGUACGGUUUAACAGUUACCUCCCUUGGCGUUAAUGCCACCGGUGAAGCCUAUUCCUAUCCUGACGGCAUGUUUCUCUGGGUCCUGAACACCGCCAUCUUGAAUCUGACGUCACUUCCGUCUCCUACAGGGGUUUACUAUUACAGAUGUGGAGAUCCGCAGUUCGGAUAUAGCAGCGUCUUAAAUUUUACACUUCAGUCUCCAAAUGCAAGGAACGCGACACAAGACAAUUUGGAGUCACUCCGUACUAACGUGGUCGAGAUGACCACCGCUGCACCGGCAAUAGCGGUAGUGGCCGACAUGGGCGUGAAGAAAGGCGAGGACACAAUGGCGUCUAUUACCAAUCAUGUCAACACUGGGGAGGUCCAACUUCUUGUUCACGCCGGUGACAUCAGCUACGCCGACAAGUUCGGCGGCGACAACCACAACAACAGCGAGGUGUGGGUUGAGUACAUGAACCAACUGCAACCUAUAGUGUCACGUGUCCCCUACAUGGUUGCCCCUGGCAACCACGAGGCUCAGUUUGACUUCGCGGCGUAUUUGAACUGGCUAAAGAUGCCAUCUGAAGAAAGCGGAUCGGAUUCACCAUUCUGGUACUCCUUCGACUACAUGGGCAUCCAUUUCGUUGCCUACUCCACCGAGCACGACUUCAGCCCCAAUUCUACGCAGUAUCUGUGGAUGGAGCAGGAUCUGAGGAAGGCCAAUGAGAACAGAGACAACGUUCCGUGGGUCAUGGUGUUUGGCCACCGCCCUCUCUACUGUACCAGCAUCGUCUGUAUAGAGAGGUGCGACAUAGAGGCUCCACGUUUCCGUGCCAACCUCGAGGACCUCCUCUACUACCAGAAUGUCGACAUCUACAUGAGCGGCCACAACCACCAGUACGAACGCUCCUACCCUGUGUACAAGAAGCGUAUAUCCCAGAGGGACUACACCAACUCCCUGUCCCCCGUCUACAUCGUCAACGGCGCUGCGGGAAACCCGGAACUGAAUGACCCAACCUUCAUGCCCUUCGUGAAGUGGCGGGCAUUCGACGAGGCGACGUUCGACACCGGGUACCUGCUGAUGCGCCCAUCCAGGUGGCAGAUACAGUUCGAGUACAUCCUCAGCAAGUCCAACAGGGUCGUCGACACCUUCACCAUGUCAAAGACCCCGUACUGACUACAAGCGAAUCAACUACAAUCCUUCCUUGACUAUCUAAUGCAUCACUUCUUUUAUAAUGAUUAACACCCGAGAUUCUUUAGACUCUUUUCGAAAGAUGCAACCCUCCGUAGCUGCUAUAUCUGACUACAGAAUACCUCUCGUUGGAGAGGAUAAAAAUAUUGGACGGUAUUUGUAGUUUAAUCGAAGAUAACCAGUAAUCAUCACCAUAGUUACGUUUAUGAAAUCGGCUAUUCAAAUAGAAUUAUUUUUAAAAACUAAAUGUCUGUUUUACUGAAUAAAUAACUGUUUUACUGAAUAUUUCAGACAAAAUAAAGAAUGCUUACACCCG
Molecule: messenger RNA, 1960 nt
Organism: Haliotis rubra (blacklip abalone)
Lineage: Eukaryota; Metazoa; Mollusca; Gastropoda; Lepetellida; Haliotidae
Product: probable purple acid phosphatase 20
Molecular function (GO): metal ion binding; acid phosphatase activity
Source: RefSeq, a predicted model, not a curated record